This is a messenger RNA of Physeter macrocephalus (sperm whale), 1743 nucleotides long. RefSeq names its product bestrophin 1 (gene BEST1). Lineage: Eukaryota; Metazoa; Chordata; Mammalia; Artiodactyla; Physeteridae. Gene Ontology annotation, molecular function: chloride channel activity. The record is from RefSeq and is a predicted model, not a curated record. The transcript has 8 exons. Bases 654 to 1607 code for a protein of 317 amino acids.
GAGGGACACUGAGGCACAGAGAGGAGAAGAGGCCCACGCAGGGUCACUUCACCAGGUGGCAGAGCCAGGACUAGAAGCCAGGACUCCUGACUGUGGUCCAGUGUUCUUUCGGGUGUCCAAAGUGCUGCCAAAGCCCACAGGGCCUGGGCGGAAGCUCCCCUCUCUGGAUGGCUCCUGGCACAGGAGAUGAGGUCCAAGGCCCUGGCCCCUCCUCCCCACAGCUCUCCCUGCAAGACCUCAGGGGUCAGAAACAGAUCCCUCAAUCUCCGGAGUCUAGGGCCCAGAGGAAAUGGCAGGGUAGUCAGGGCCCAUGGUGGAGGGGGGGGGGGUGCCCCCCAUUUCAGCCCUGGUCUCAGCUCAACGCCCCGCACCCCCGGAAGGAAUUAGAGGCUGGACUGUGCUGCCUGCUGCUCAUGGGCAGAUUACGAGAAGGGGGCCAAGACAAGGGUUCCUUUGUGGAGGCCCUGGCUUAGGGAGUCAAGUGACCACUUAGCACACACGUGGGCAGUGCCAACCCCUAAGUGGGCAGGGACACUGGCCAGAGGACCCCAGAGAGUCCCAUCAGUCCUGUGGCCAGACCUUUUGUGGGAUCGCCUGACCAGCCUGGAGCCCCAACUCACCCAAGCCCACCUGCUGCAGCUCAGUGCCUGGCCAUGACCGUCACCUACUCAAGCCAAGUGGCUAAUGCCCGUUUAGGCUCCUUCUCCCGCCUGCUGCUGUGCUGGCGAGGCAGCAUCUACAAGCUGCUCUAUGGCGAGUUCCUCAUUUUCCUAAUCUGCUACUACAUCAUCCGCUUCAUUUACAGGAUGGCCCUCACGGACGAUCAGCAGGUGAUUUUUGAGAAGCUGACUCUGUAUUGCGACAGCUACAUCCAGCUCAUCCCCAUUUCCUUCGUGCUGGGCUUCUACGUGACACUGGUCGUGACCCGCUGGUGGAACCAAUAUGAGAACCUGCCAUGGCCCGACCGCCUCAUGAACCUGGUGUCGUGCUUCGUCGAGGGCAAGGACGAGCAGGGCCGGCUGCUGCGGCGCACGCUCAUGCGCUACGCCAACCUCGGCAACGUGCUCAUCCUGCGUAGCGUCAGUGCUGCGGUCUACAAACGCUUUCCCAGUCCCCAACACCUGGUGAAAGCAGGCUUUAUGACCCCCUCGGAACACAAGCACUUACAAAAACUGAGCUUGCCACACAACUCAUUCUGGAUGCCCUGGGUGUGGUUUGCCAACCUGUCAACGAAGGCCUGGAUUGGAGGGCGAAUCCGGGACCCUGUCCUGCUCCAGAGCCUGCUCAACGAAAUGAACACCUUGCGUACUCAGUGUGGACAGCUGUAUGCCUACGACUGGAUCAGUAUCCCACUGGUGUACACUCAGGUGGUGACCGUGGCGGUAUACAGCUUCUUCCUGGCUUGCCUGAUUGGGCGGCAGUUUCUGAACCCAGCCAAGGCCUACCCCGGCCACGAGAUGGACCUCGUCGUACCCCUCUUCACAUUCCUGCAGUUCUUCUUCUAUGCUGGCUGGCUGAAGGUGGCAGAGCAGCUCAUCAACCCGUUCGGAGAGGAUGAUGACGACUUUGAGACCAACUGGAUUGUCGACAGGAGUUUGCAGGUAUGAGGGGAGGAAGAGAGCCCGUCCCAUGGCCCCUCCCCAAGCUGGACCCAGGGAGGGGGCCCCACGGUGAAUCGCCCAACCAUUUACUCACAGGAUUCUCAGCCUAACUUUUUUUUUUUUGCGGUACGCGGGCCUCUCA